Sebastes umbrosus (honeycomb rockfish) is the source of this 686-nucleotide messenger RNA. Its product is annotated as C-C motif chemokine 19-like. Gene Ontology annotation, molecular function: chemokine activity; CCR chemokine receptor binding. The transcript is spliced from 4 exons. Bases 100 to 378 code for a protein of 92 amino acids. The record is from RefSeq and is a predicted model, not a curated record. NCBI's taxonomy places the organism in Eukaryota, Metazoa, Chordata, Actinopteri, Perciformes, Sebastidae. Gene Ontology annotation, biological process: cellular response to tumor necrosis factor; chemokine-mediated signaling pathway; immune response. Gene Ontology annotation, cellular component: extracellular region.
UACACCUGCAACUCUCCUCCUCACAGCAACACCUUCCCUCUCCUGAAGAGACUCACUGAAGCAGCCGACCUGAGCUCAAAGCUACGAACAAACGGAGACAUGGCCUCUCGAAUUGCACUUCUCCUCUUGCUGGGUGCCGUCUGUGUUGGGUUUACAGCAGCUCAAACUGUGGAGGACUGCUGUCUGGUGGUCAGCACGAAGCCCGUGCCGCUCAAACUCAUUGAAAACUACAUCAUUCUGGAAGCUGGGAAUGGCUGCGAUAUCAGCGCUACUGUGUUCAUUACAAAGGCUGGACGGAAACUGUGCGUCUCCCACCCCGACGAUAGACCAUGGGUGAAAAGUCACAUCAAUUAUCUGAAGGCGAAAAAAACUCAAUAAAUCAGGUGUAGAGAGGAGGGGACUCUGGAAAGAGAUGGCUGAAGAAGAUCAAGAAAGACUGACUCUAAACCGAGAGCGACAGAACGGCCACGAUGUACUGUAGAAGAUCAUUGAGGAAUGAUCUUAUUUAUGCUGAUGAAAAACAAAAUGUACAGUUAUGUAUGUGUUACUGCUCAUUUGUGGUGACUGUGGUGUAAAACUUUGUGAAUGGCUCUUUUUUCUCUUCCCUUUUUAUUAUCCUGUUGUUAAAAUGUAUUAUAGAAAUAGAGAGAUUUGCCUUGUCGUGCCUAAAGCGUAAUGUCUGGAAC